Molecule: messenger RNA, 1900 nt
Organism: Glycine soja
Lineage: Eukaryota; Viridiplantae; Streptophyta; Magnoliopsida; Fabales; Fabaceae
Exons: 4
Coding region: 172-1461 (429 amino acids)
Source: RefSeq, a predicted model, not a curated record
ACAAAAACACGAAAUGAAUCCAAAGUGUGAAAAGCCUGAGCCUGAAAAUUCUCUCUCGUGAAGGUGUUUUUGGCUAUAAAUGAUUAAAUCCACUUUGAACCUGUACCAUGUCUCUCGUUAAACAAGGCAUUUCAAUUAUCGUGUCUUCUUGGCUCUCUGUUUAGGAUCGACAUGGAUUUCUUUUUUCCAUUGGCAAUACUUGUGAUGAUAUUAGGCACACCAUACUCUAGUGCUUCUGGAAAGAGUGAAAGUAAUGUGAAAACAGCUGUUUUUCUGUCUCCUAAGUUUGAACUUGGACCGGGAUCGGUUGCAAAUAAAUAUGAUUAUGAUAUUGAUUUUCCAAGAGGUCAUAUAGCACUUAAGAGUUUCAAUGCAGAGGUAGUUGAUGAAGCAGGGAACCCUGUGCCUCUUCAUGAAACUUAUCUCCACCACUGGGUUGUUGGAAGAUACUAUCAACCUAAAUAUGUGACGACACACACAAACUAUGAUGGACAUAGGAUACUUCACAACUCUGACCAUAUAUUUGUGAGGAACAGCGGCAUAUGCCAGAGAGAUAUUCUAGGACAAUACUAUGGCCUUGGAUCUGAAACACGAGGAACAGCUACGGAUGUUCCUGAUCCUUUUGGGAUAGUUGUAGGUGAUCAUGCAGAAAUUCCUGAAGGGUAUGAGGAGAAGUGGCUGGUUAAUAUCCACGCCAUUGAUACACGCGGUGUAGUGGAUAAGAUGGGGUGCACUGAGUGUAGGUGUGACCUUUACAAUGUUACAAAGGAUGAAUAUGGGGAGUUUCUAAGGCCAGAUUAUAAAGGAGGUUUGAAAUGUUGCUAUGAUCAAACACAGUGCAGGCUGAGGGAAGGCUUUGAGGGCCCUAAGAGGAGCCUCUACCUAAGAUACACUGUAAAGUGGGUUGAGUGGGACAAGUUUAUAGUGCCUGUAAAGAUUUAUAUACUUGAUGUCACUGAUACUUUAAAAAUAUCAGAUGAUUCUGGUGAAAUGAUCCCUGAGCAUGAUUGCCGGGUUGAGUAUGAAGUUGAAUAUUGCAGCACUGGCCAAAAGAAUGGUAAUGGCUGUCUUGAUGGGAAGAGAACAAGCCUCCCAAUACAAAAGGGUGGUUAUGUCAUAUAUGGGGUUGCUCAUCAGCAUUCAGGUGGCACUGGAUCAACUCUAUAUGGACAGGAUGGAAGGGUUAUAUGUUCCUCAAUACCGAGUUAUGGAAAGGGAAAGGAAGCAGGAAAUGAAGCAGACUACAUUGUAGGAAUGAGCACAUGUUAUCCUCGACCAGGUUCUGUAAAGAUAAUUGAUGGUGAGACUUUAACUCUAGAAUCUAACUAUAGCAGCAGCCGUGAGCACACUGGAGUGAUGGGGCUUUUCUAUCUAUUGGUGGCAGAACAGCUUCCAGACCAACACUUCAGACAUACCUCUCGUUCUUCAUUCUUUAUGAAUAUAAAUAGUAUAUUUCAUUGAUAGAUAACUAGUGAAAUGCUAAUAUAUUUGGAGUGUCAUCGAUGGUAUCAAAGUAUGUAUGACGGUCAAAAGAAAUAUAAUGACAGAACUUAGAAGUAUAAUUGGAAAAAUAUACUUCUCUUGUCGGCGGCAAUAGACAACAAAGGUAAAAGCCGGCGAAGAGCAUAUUUCCAAGUUUGAGGAUUGUUGAAAUGGGGUCAUAAGUCAUUUGUCUUGGUGAGAGUUUGUACUGUUGUCUUAAACCAGUCUUAUAUCAUUUUAUCAUCUUAAUUGAAGUAAUGAACCCACAAUAUGGAGGGAUCGUUACUUCAACUAGUCCCAUGUUCUUUAAAUGCAUUUCUUAUUUGGCCAUGUGUUAUGUAAUAUGUUUGUUGUACAUAAAGUAAUUUUAUAUCUUUGAAGUUCCUUUUUUAUAUUAUAUGGAUGAUUUGGUUCAUAA